GAUGACCGACACAAACUCAGAUCAUUUUGUGUCCCACCAGGUCGACUGUCUGCUGCUGUCUGUCGGCUCUGCCACGGGAAGUUCUCCCCGCGCAGCCUGUGCCACGCCUUUAACAGAUGGCCUCAGGAUUCCCUGGAAGUUGUCGAUGAGUCGGACUCUGCAGGGCAGUCGCCCCUUUUGUUCCACACAGACUUUCAGCGAUUGGUCGGCGUCCAGCUGAACAGAGACCCGCAGCUCUCUGAGUUCAUCUGCAAAAAAUGCCACACCAAGUUCUACAAAUGCCACAGCAUCCUGAUCCGCUUCCUGCAGAGAGUCAACCUCCCGCCUGUCGGGAAGGAGAACCUCAAAAGCCGGAAGAAUGCAAAGUGUCCAGAGUCCCCAGGAAACCACAACUUCAGAACUCCGCCGUCUUUUACCUCAGACCUUAAGUGCCUUCACAGCUUGGUGUCUUGGGCCCAUCACCACGGCGAGGCCUGCCGCUCCUGCCCCGACCUGAAGGAGGUGCUGAAGGGCCAGUGCUGGGGCUCGGUGACGGCCGUGUGGAGCUGCGUGGACGGCCACAGAUACCUGAUGGACACUCAGUGCAGCACGCUGCCCUCCGGCGGCAGAGCGCUGGACGGCGGCGAGGCCGAGGGAGCGCUGUCCGAGGAGGAGGAGGAGCGGGAGGAUCCCGAUGAAGAGCGGCUCAGCGGGAACGGACGGAGCUCCGCAGAGAGCCUGAGCACGCUGGUGCAGAGCGGCCUGCAGGCCGUCAGCACACAGACGCAGAACGCAGCGCUGGACUACUGGAGCGGCAGCAGGGAAGAUUUUGCAGGUCACCAGGAGGCGAUGUCUCUGGCUCCGGUCCACCCGGCAGACCGGACCGCUGACAGCGACCUCUCUGACAGAGUCGUCUCAGAGGACGAGUUUGAGGAGAGCCAAAAAGGGGGCUUGUUGGACGAAGAGCUAUUCCAACCCUUCUCAGACAAAAGAGCUCGCAGGGUGAACCCCAACAAGAGAAGGCAGAGCCCAAAGUCCCCGGACGAGCCAAAGGUCCGAAAGAAACCUGGACCCAAACCGGGCUGGAAGAACAAGUUCAAACCCAAAGGAGAGGAGCUUCCCAACAUCUACAAGUGUCCGUAUCAGGGCUGCACAGCAGUCUACAGAGCCCCGGAUGGUCUGAAGAAGCACAUCAAGGAGCAUCACGAGGAGGUGAGGGAGCGACCCUGCCCUCAUCCUGGCUGCAACAAGGUUUUUAUGAUCGACCGCUACCUGCAGAGACACGUGAAGCUCAUCCACACAGAGGAGAGGAACUACAUUUGUGACCAGUGCGGUCAAACCUUCAAGCAGAGGAAGCACCUGUCUGUUCACCAGAUGAGACACUCAGGAGCAAAGCCACUCCAAUGUGAGGUGUGUGGAUUCCAGUGUCGCCAGCGGGCGUCUCUGAAGUACCACAUGACCAAACACAAGGCGGAGGCGGACCUGGAGUUCGAGUGCCUGAUGUGCAGGAAGCGCUUUGAGAAAGCCCACAACCUGAACGUCCACAUGUCCAUGGUCCACCCGCUGACCCAGGCCGAGGCCCAGAGAGGCAGCAGCCAGCAGCAGCCGUACGCAGACCUGCAGACCAUCACGCUGACGGGAGAGGUGGUCCAGCAGGACCAGGACAGAUGA
This is a messenger RNA of Menidia menidia (Atlantic silverside), 1650 nucleotides long. NCBI's taxonomy places the organism in Eukaryota, Metazoa, Chordata, Actinopteri, Atheriniformes, Atherinopsidae. The record is from the annotation of a GenBank genome assembly.